AUGGCGACAGAGUGGAUUAGGCAGGGCUACCUGCUAACUUUUGUCAUGAUCCUUUGGAGCUCGGUGUGUGGUCGGACGGAGACAGCGAACGUCGAAGGCAGGCGGAUAUUAGGUAUGAGACUGGAGAGGAGCGACAAACCGUUCACGACGACGGACGACGGUGUGAUUCAGGUGACGGAGGAGAGCAGCGUCCAGCUCAGGUUUUACGGACUGCACCUGAGUUCGGAUUCCGCGUACCACAUUCGCUUUAUUGAGACUGACGUGGACGAGGACGAGGACGGCACAGAUAUGGUAAACAGGACUUGUAUCGACUUCACCAAAGAUAUCAGUGUCGGAAACUACAUGAACGUGAGCGGUCAGGGUACUUCAGGUGUGGUUAGUUUGAACGUUAAGCCGCUCCGCAAAAGCGAGCAGCAGCGGGAGUACAGCGUGUGCGUCCGGACUGCGGAGGAUAAAUGGCACAUGCUGUCAGAUAACGAUGGCAAGUUACGAGUUGUGGAGGAGAAAGCUUCUCUUCUUCCUUUGUGGCUUCAGAUCAUCAUCGUGUCAUGCUUACUUGUACUGUCCGGCAUGUUUAGUGGACUCAAUCUCGGACUCAUGGCACUUGAUCCGAUGGAGCUCCGUAUAGUCCAGAGUUGUGGCACAGAGAAAGAGAAGCGGGAUGCCCGCAAGAUCGAGCCUAUUCGCAAGAAAGGAAAUUACCUGCUGUGCUCCUUGUUACUCGGUAAUGUCCUGGUAAACACCACACUCACGAUCCUACUGGACGAUCUGAUCGGGUCAGGUUUGGGUGCAGUAGUAACGUCCACUGUGGGCAUAGUCAUCUUUGGUGAGAUCGUUCCACAAGCACUCUGCUCACGCCAUGGUUUGGCGGUGGGUGCCAACACCAUCAUGCUGACUAAAUUCUUCAUGUUAUUGACGUUCCCCUUGUCCUAUCCUAUCAGCAAGCUCCUGGACUGUGUGCUGGGUCAGGAGAUUGGUACAGUGUACAACCGUGAGAAACUAGUCGAGAUGCUGAAGGUGACUGAACCCUACAAUGACUUGGUAAAAGAGGAGCUUAACAUGAUUCAAGGUGCGUUAGAACUGAGAACCAAGACAGUAGAGGAUGUGAUGACACCACUAAACGACUGCUUCAUGAUCAAGUCUGAUGCUGUUCUGGACUUCAACACCAUGUCGGAGAUCAUGGAGAGUGGAUACACACGGAUCCCUGUCCAUGAAGAUGAAUGCUCCAACAUUGUAGACAUUCUAUAUGUGAAGGACCUGGCGUUUGUUGAUCCAGAUGACUGCACAACAUUAAAAACAGUCACCAAGUUUUACAACCACCCAGUCCACUUUGUUUUCCAUGACACCAAAUUGGAUGCCAUGUUAGAUGAGUUCAAAAAAGGUAAAUCUCAUCUGGCAAUAGUGCAGAGGGUGAAUAAUGAGGGUGAGGGAGACCCCUUCUAUGAAGUACUGGGUCUAGUCACACUUGAAGAUGUUAUCGAGGAGAUCAUCAAGUGUGAGAUCUUGGAUGAAUCUGACCUCUACACUGACAAUCGGAACAGGAAGAAGGUGGACCCUAAUAAGAACAAGCGGGACUUCUCUGCCUUCAAACAAGAAAGUGAAUCCAAGGUUAAGAUUUCUCCCCAGCUGCUCUUAGCAGCUCAUCGGUUCCUGGCUACUGAGGUGAGCCUCUUCAGUCCACUCCAGAUCUCGGACAAGAUCUUGCUGCGGAUCCUCAAGCACCCGGAUGUCAUCCAGGAGCUGAGGUUUAAUGAAAAUGACAAGCGCUCACCGCAGCAUUAUUUGUACCAGCGCAGCAAGCCAGUUGACUUUUUCAUCUUAAUUUUGCAGGGUCGGGUAGAAGUAGAGGCUGGCAAUGAGAACAUGAAGUUUGAGACUGGCCCUUUCUCUUACUAUGGAGUCAUGGCACUGACUGCUCCAGCUUUAGAGUUUCGCUCUCCUUCACACCUGAGUGGCCUGAACCGUUCAGCCUCCCUGAGCUGCUCAGAGAGAGUGGACACGCUUUCUGUCAGCGGCAGCAACUUGCAGCUCAACAGCACCUCUGCACCCCAUUAUAUUCCUGACUUUAAUGUGCGUGCUCUCACCGACCUGCAGUUUGUUAAGAUCAGCCGUUCUCAGUACCAAAAUGGUCUUUUGGCUUCCAAGCUGGACAGCUCACCCCAGUCUCCACAGAGUAAUCACAUCCGAUUAGAGUCUACGCUUGCACCGCCCGUGACCCCACCCACUUCCUCCACGACAUGCAGCUCAGCACCAUCAGCACUUAAAGAGGUUGCAAACGAGACUACUGCAUUGCUUAAUGACAAGAACAUCCAUCGAUCCCACCCUAACACCAACUCCAGCCCUCACCUUCCGCCUCACAAUCGUCCUCAGUCAAACAGUUACCCCAACAACCCAAACACCCAUCCUAUAGUCCACAUCUCUCAUAGCCACGCCCACACCGAGAGCACAAUCUAACUGUGUUUGAGGAGCUGUGGAUGCCAGAUGGACCACUUCGACUUCGGCAUAAGGACACACACAUACACAUGCUGGCACACAUUUAGGCACAUGCACACAAUAUCAUACCUAUCAGCAGCAAUCUGUACUUGCAUAUGGCCAUUCUAAACCUUAUAUGCAAACUAACAAGCACUUUUAUUAUUAUAUUAUUAAUGCACUUCAUGGUAGGAGUUGUAUGUUCUGACUCUAUGCAUGCAAUCUUUUCAUUUUCAUUUUUACCCAGCAGGAUGGCAUCUUUGCAGAAUUUUGACAUUCUGAGCUACAGUACAGCAUACGAAUGAGAUCUACAGGCUGUGGAUGAGAUUUACAGGCUCAGAGUUAGGUUGUCAUAAAGACCAUCCUUGGAGCUUUUCUUUUUUUGCUAUAAGUCCAAAUGUUACAUGGUACUCACAUAAUGAUGUUACACAUACUGAUUACUGUUUCUGUAGCAUGCAAUGGGUAAAAAUGCCUUGGGCACACUAAGGCAUUUCACUGUAUAACGCAAGAUGUGCACUUUUGAUAUCCUCCAUAACAAACCAUUUAUCUUUUUUAAAAGCAUUUGGGCAUCGAUAGCCAUUUGCUACUAUUGCCAAGAGUUCAGUGGCACAUGUGAUGUUUGUGCUAAACUGACUAGGUUUCAUUAAGCACAACCAUUUUUUUUAUUAGGUCAUAGAGUUACCACACUACAGAUGGGCUGCACAAUAAUACAUGAUCAAAUGUGGGAAAUUUUAAAUUCAAAUUAUAAAUGUAAUAUGGUUCUGAAAUUUGCAUGUUUUAUGGAUGGACCUUUAUCCUAUGUGUACGAUAACAGACAUACUCAUACAUAUAGCCCUUAAUUAUAUUGUA
This is a messenger RNA of Trichomycterus rosablanca, 3318 nucleotides long. RefSeq names its product metal transporter CNNM4. Gene Ontology annotation, cellular component: plasma membrane; cytoplasm. Gene Ontology annotation, molecular function: sodium ion transmembrane transporter activity; magnesium ion transmembrane transporter activity. Lineage: Eukaryota; Metazoa; Chordata; Actinopteri; Siluriformes; Trichomycteridae. Gene Ontology annotation, biological process: magnesium ion transport; magnesium ion homeostasis; intracellular manganese ion homeostasis. The coding region runs from base 1 to 2454 and encodes 817 amino acids. The record is from RefSeq and is a predicted model, not a curated record. The transcript has 7 exons.